Messenger RNA from Pelmatolapia mariae (spotted tilapia), 10398 nucleotides. Its product is annotated as A disintegrin and metalloproteinase with thrombospondin motifs 7. Gene Ontology annotation, biological process: proteolysis; extracellular matrix organization. The record is from RefSeq and is a predicted model, not a curated record. NCBI's taxonomy places the organism in Eukaryota, Metazoa, Chordata, Actinopteri, Cichliformes, Cichlidae. Gene Ontology annotation, molecular function: metalloendopeptidase activity. The coding region runs from base 221 to 5686 and encodes 1821 amino acids. The transcript is spliced from 24 exons. Gene Ontology annotation, cellular component: extracellular matrix.
ACACACAAAAAAGAUGCAGCAAAAGCCCCCCCGCGGAGGCAGACGAUGCUCAGGCCUGAAGUGAAGAAGUUUGUUGUUGCUGUCACAGCGUAAGUGCACGGGCGCAACAAAGCGAGAAACGCACCCAGCACAGAUGGAUUUGAACUAUUUGAAUUGACAGUCGACGCGGUGUCAGAAAGGCGUUAAAUGUUUCGAAAAUAUAAGUUACCGUCCUGACAAAAUGACCCGUUUGCACUGCGGGCUUCACGCUUUCGGACAAAGAGCGUCUUCCAUUCACUUCUUCAUCGCGGUCCUGGUGGUCCUGGAAAACUGCAAAACUUUGGGAUUGGGAUUAUCACAUGAACCAGAAAGAUUUCAGGAUGACUUCCCUUUGUACGAGGUGGUUCACCCUACGAGAGUGGAUGCCAAAGGUCACUUCCUGUCCAAUUUCCUGUCUCACCAUGCUCGCCGUUUACAGCGCAGGGAAGCCUCAGUGGAACCAGCAGGACUAGAUCGCAUCUUCUACCAGUUUUGGCACGGCGGCCACAACUUGCACUUCAACCUCACUCUGAAUCCUCACCUGCUGGCUCCAGGCUUCAUGACUGAGAGGAGGUUUGGUGGCCUGAAGGGGGCAUGGAUCAAACCUGCUGGAUCCUCCCACUGUCAUUUCUUGGGUGAAGUGUGGGAUGAUGCCAUUGUGAAAGGGAGCGCAGCUAUAAGUACCUGUGAUGGCCUGACGGGACUCUUCAAGUUGUCUGAUGAAGAGUUCUUUAUUCAGCCUCUGGAGACAUCAAGUGAUGAAACAUCAGCACCACAGGCCCAUGCCAUCUACAAACGGCAUGUGUCUCCUUCCUCCUGGAGCCCAGUCAUACAGCCCAUCUCAGGGAAACGACCUUUCAACGGUACCUGUGGAAUCAAAGAUUAUCAUCAAAGCUUUAAAGACAUUGAGAGACAGCGGGAGCGUUGGGAGCGCAGGCAGCAGAGGAGGAGGAGAAGAAUUCGUCAACGCUCUGUCAGCAAAGAGAAAUGGGUGGAAACGCUGGUGGUGGCUGACCCCAAAAUGGUGGACUAUCAUGGGAGCAAAGCUGUGGAAAGCUACAUACUUGCUGUCAUGAAUAUUGUUGCAGGUCUCUACAGAGACGCCAGUAUUGGGAAUGCAAUCAACAUCGUGGUUGUUCGACUCAUCCUGCUGGAGAAGGACGAGGAUGACUUGAAGAUUACACACCACGCUGACAACAGCUUAAACAGCUUCUGUAAGUGGCAAAAGAAACUCAACAUGAAAGGGGACGAGCACCCGCUUCACCACGAUGUCGCUGUUCUGCUCACCAGGAAGGACAUCUGCGCAUCCGUCAACACACCUUGUGAAACCCUGGGUCUGUCACAUGUGGCGGGAAUGUGUCAGCCACAUCGCAGUUGCAGCAUUAACGAGGACACGGGCCUCCCACUGGCUUUCACUGUAGCACACGAGCUAGGACACAAUUUUGGGAUUCAGCAUGAUGGCAGCGGUAAUGACUGUGAACCCGUUGGGAAACGACCUUUCGUCAUGUCUCCACAGCUCCUGUACGGCACCUCUUUGCCCAGGUGGUCACGCUGCAGUCGCCAAUACAUCACCCGCUUCCUAGACCGUGGCUGGGGCUGGUGCCUCGAUGAUGCCCCGGUGAAGGAUAGGUUGUCUCUAUCGACGGUGCUUCCUGGCGUUCUGUACAGUGCUGUCCAUCAGUGUCGGCUCCAGUAUGGAUCAGGAUCCCUGCUCUGUGAUGACAUGGAUAAUGUAUGCAGCACUCUGUGGUGCACUGUGGGAAAAACCUGCCACUCAAAGCUGGAUGGGGCUGUGGAUGGAACAAGUUGUGGGGAGGACAAAUGGUGCUUUGGUGGGCAGUGCGUUGCAGUUGGAUAUUACCCUGAGAUUAUAAAUGGCGGCUGGGCGUCCUGGAGCCCGUGGUCAGCCUGUUCGAGGACCUGUGGUGUUGGUGUCCAGAGCGCUGAAAGAGAGUGUGAUAACCCAGUUCCUAGGUACAGAGGGAAGUAUUGUCUGGGAGAGCGACAGAGGUACAAGAUCUGUAACACUGCACCUUGUCUUCAUCACCUGCCCACGUUCAGGGACAUCCAGUGUAGUCACUUCAACAGUCAGCCAUACAAGGGCAAGUUCUACAAGUGGGAGGCAGUCAUCAACACGGUGAACCCCUGUGAGCUGCACUGCCGUCCACUGAAUGAAAACUUUUCUGAGAAGAUGCGCGAUGCUGUCAUUGAUGGGACACCUUGUUAUGAAGGCAACAAAAAGCGAGAUAUAUGCAUCAACAGCAUUUGUAAGAAUAUAGGCUGUGAUUACGUGAUUGACUCCACUGCUGUAGAGGAUCGCUGUGGAGUGUGCAAUGGUAACGGCUCCACCUGUACAACUGUGAGGAAAACAUUUGAAGAGAGUGAAGGGCUGGGCUAUGUAGACAUUGGACUGAUCCCAGAGGGAGCCUGGGACAUUCACAUUGAGGAGUUGGGUGAAGCUAGAAAUUUCUUGGCACUCCGAAGUGACAAUCCCAGCAAGUAUUUCCUGAAUGGUGGCUGGACGAUCCAGUGGAAUGGAGAAUACAAAGCAGCUGGAACAGUAUUCACCUACGAGAGGACCGGACAGCUUGAAAACCUGACGUCUCCAGGGCCCACUACAGAGCUUCUGUGGAUUCAGCUUCUCUUUCAGGAGGCCAAUCCAGGAGUGAGGUACGAGUACACCAUCAGUCAAAAUGUCUCAGAAAAGAACAACACCCCGCUGUCAGUUUUCUACUGGAAAUACGGUUCGUGGACUGAAUGCAGCGUUACUUGCGGAACAGGUGUUCAGAGGCAGAUUAUCCACUGUGUGGAAAAGACAACCGGGAUAGUUGAGGAGCACUUCUGUGACCAGUUAACCCGACUUGACCUCAACCAAACCAGCUGUAAUAAGGAUCCUUGUCCAGCCAUAUGGUGGGUUGGGGACUGGCAGAAAUGCUCAGCGAGCUGUGGGAGCUCAGGCCAAACUAAAAGGACAGUUCUUUGCAUUCAAGCAUUAAGUGUGGAGGAGCAGAAAGCCCUGGAGCCCAGUAACUGUGAACACAUCCCCAAACCUGAGUCACUAUCCUCCUGCAACACACACAUCCCCUGCCCAGCAGACUGGACCACUGGCAGCUGGUCAAAGUGUUCACUGUCUUGUGGAAGUGGAGUACGUCACCGUAAUGUUACCUGCUCUAGAAACACAAGGGUUGAUUGUGACCCCCAAAAGAAACCUUUAGCUGUCAGUACCUGCUACAUCCAGAAAUGUCCACAGAUUGUCGAUAAUUUUGGAGGUUUUGACUGGUCUGGAAGUGGCUGGUCCAGCAAAGAAGUGCUUAAUGAAAUAAACCCCAUACCCGAAGUCAAACCUCCUCCCAAGUACAGCACCACCAGAGAGCAGCCAAGAGUUCAUAAUGACCUUAAUGACAUCGUUGAGGGAGAUUUCCACUACCACAACAACAUUGAAAAUACCGAUCACUCUCAGGACAACUAUGUCCCGGUGGAUGAUUUUUACUAUGACUAUAACUUUAUCAACUUCCAUGAAGACUUGUCAGAUGACUUUGAGAGCAAUGGAAACAAUUCAGUCAGUCACGGUUUGAGUGUUUCGCAGGAGGUCGAGCCAACCCACAGUGUGAAAGAAGAUGCUCACAUAGAAAUUGCAGCCACUCCCACAGCUACUUCAGCCGUUCCAAAGCCCACUGCCUACACUUUGGAAACCGAAAAUCCUCAGAACACAAAAGUGAACAUAAAGGACAGUAAAAAUGCAGCGGCAAAAGAGGUUUCGCAAACAAAUUCUGAAAACUUGGAUGACUAUCUUUCUGAGGAUUUUCUUCUGCCUGUGUCGACCACUCACUCUCCACUAUUGUCUACAACUCAGCAAUCAAAACCAGCGGCAGAGAAGCAUGGCAUUCUGUGGCAGCCUGAAAACAUUAGUGCAGUGCCUAGUCUGGGUUCCACUACAAAGCAGCCUUUACAGGAUGUGAAAUGGGGGCAAUAUGCAGAGGAGGCUGAAAAUAACUAUGACAGCUUCAGUGAGGAGGAAAAUCACACUGAGGAUGUCACUAUGACUCCAAAGCAGACUGUUUCUACUCCGAGACAACAAACAGGUAUCAGUACUCCUGACUCUACUGUUGAAGGGGCUCAGGAAACAAAGGAAUAUGAUAAUUAUGACUAUAUCUCUGCAGACCACGAGGAUGUCGAGAGUCCAGAACCUUCAGGCCCCCCCACAUCAGAAACUACAAUUCAGAUUAAGACUGAAGUUCCUCUGGAUGAAAAUACUGCAGAAAUACCUCAACCCAGUGGGUCAACAUUAUUUUCAAAUGUCUUCACAAUGGAGGAUGUCAACACGGAUCAGACUAAUUUUGAUACAUUAUACGCCACUACCGAGAAUUAUUCACGGGAUACCGACAGAGACCUCAGCACAACCUCACUUCCUGCCUCUGAGAAAUCCAUUCCUCCCCCUGUUUCCUCUCUGCUAAUCUCAGGUAACCAAGAGGCCUCCACAUCAUUAACUGGAACAGCAAUCAUACCUCCUACUCCGUUUUCUCCAGCUGAUUUCCCAACGCAUACGAUGAAACCGAUUCCGUCAAAGCCAGAGUUCACUAAAACAACUGGAACGUAUCCCAUAUCUCAAGCUCCGUUGUUUGAUGUAGCGAAUUAUGACUACAACGAAAUAGCCUUUCCACCUGUGGUGAGGAGCGGCAUUAACAGUGAUCCUGGCUCUUCAUACCAGGUUUCAACAAGCUCAGGAGCCACUCCUCAACACAGUACAACAUCAGCACAAGACUCGGAGUCGCCCACACCUGCUGUGCCCUUUUUGCCAACCCUUCCAGCUGUCCUAACAUCUGUCCAAACUUACGUCCACACACAAAACACUGCAGCUGCCUACUGGAUUGCUGGCAACUGGAGUGCUUGCUCCACCACCUGUGGACUCGGUGCUAUCUGGAGAACUUUGACUUGCAGUACUGGAUCACAGUCGGACUGUGAUCCCGCAAAGAGGCCCGCACCUGCCCAGAGGUGUUACCUGCGCCCAUGCUCUACAUGGAAAAUUGGGGAAUGGAGUAAGUGCUCCAAGAAUUGUGAAGGUGGCAUUAAACUGCGGGAGGUUCAGUGCUUUGACCUGAGGGACCAAAGACCCCUUCGACCUUUCCACUGCCGAGCCAUGUCCUCCAGGCCCCAAACAACGAUGCCCUGUAACCUUCAGCCAUGUCUUGAAUGGUACACCUCCUCCUGGGGUCAGUGCUCUGAGGUGUGCGGAGGAGGUCAGCAGCAGCGUAUCGUCACCUGUCCAGAGGAGGAUCAAUGCGACAGAGACCACGAGCCCAGCACCAUCCAGUCAUGUAAUAGCCAUCCUUGUGCUCAGUGGCUUACCGGAUCAUGGGGACAGUGUUCAGCUUCUUGCGGAGUUGGAGUGCAGCAUCGACUUAUUAAAUGUGUUGACACCAGGGCCGAGACAGAUGGAGAAGUUGAUCAAGCUCAAUGUCACCAGGAGCCACCGCCUGAGAGCACCCGAAAGUGUAACACGCAAGAGUGUGAGAGCGUACAGCCUGGCACAGUCUGUCUCCACGAUCGGCUGACAUUUCGUUUCUGUCAGACACUUCGGUGGCUCGGCCGUUGCCACCUCCCCAACGUACAAGCACAGUGCUGUAAAUCCUGCAGCCAGCGCUCCCACUCCAGCACGUCUCGCAGCUAAGGUGCAGCAGACUAACCGCUCACAAGCACACUGAUUGUACCACUGAGUGAUGUAAUCUAAUCAUCAUUAAAAGUCAACAAUCUGAGCCCUUUUUCUGAACUACGGACUGGUUAUGACUCUUAUACACACCUUGACUCUGCAUGUUUGUGCUGAUGAAAUUAAUGGGAAAUGGAACAAGCAAAGCAGCGAGAUUGUAAAUAUUUGUUUGCUGCACAUUUCUUUGUUACAUUACACAUGGGAGUAUCCAAUCAAUGUAGCCAGCAGUAUGAUGCAUUUUUAGAUAUAGACAAACCACUCAUUUAUUGUAUCUUUAUGACUGGUACAGAGCUUUAAUUUUUUGGACAGCAACAGAGACUGUACACGUUAGAACCGACAGGAUAUAGCUCUCACUGUGGUUUUACGUACAGCAUGAAGUGGUACAGAUGUCAUAAAGAAAAAAAAUAAGUGGUGCAUAUUUGCUAAGUAACAAAUAACUGACUGUUUGCAGAGCCCUGUCCCUUAAAGUGUGAUUUCAGUUUAUUUUAACCAGCUAUAUUUCUAAUUAUUGUGGGUGUUUUGGCUCUCAGGUUUAGACAUGCUAUAAAUAUGCUCUCCUACCAAUGCAGGCUGUUAAAAAUUCUGAAAUAUUUUCAUUCUUUUCAAAUCCUACACCUUUAACAUUUAUCGUGUCUUAUGAAGGCCACCGUUGUUUAGUGACCACAGCCCCACUCUCUGCAUUUAUCUUGCAACUGGUAGUUUUGGUUGCAUCACAGAGCUACCUUUACAAAGUUGUUGUUCCUGACCCCUCAAAGUUUACAAAGCCUAAAAACCUGCCUCACUCUGCUGCAUUUGUUUGUGGUUUUCAGUUAAAUGGAAACAAGAGAAUGGAUAUUAGCCUUCAGUUUUUCUGUGGAUAGGAAGAAGACAAAUAAGUGGGAAAAUCCUGAAGGUCAUGAACAAAGAUGGCUUACCAAAGACCUGUGCUUGUGUUUUUGGCACUUCUCUUCUGAAGCAUGAUGAAUUUAGAUGAUUAAGAGAGUUUACUGAAAACAGAAUGUGUCUAAACACCUUUGAAAAGCACUUAAAAUCAAGAUUAAAAAAAUGUCAAAGACUGGUAACAUUAAAUGCUCUCCUUAUAAGCAAUAAACCAUUCAUUAUAGCAGUUGCUGCCUUUGAUAAAAAGCCCACAGACAUGACCCUGAUGACAGAGGAACUCAACACAUCUGCCAGUAUAUUCAGAUCAGCCGUUCAUAAGUGUUCAGUGUUGUCCAGAAAAGAGUGAAGGAGCCACUCUUUUGGAUGUAGACAUAUUGAAUGUGGCUGUGUUAGGAGAUGUGUGCAACCCAGUAACGUUUACACAUGUGAACAUGAAAAAUGAUUUCAAUAAAAAGUUAAAGGUAGUCUCUGAAAUUGUAUUUAUAAUGACCUUUACCAAAAAAAAAAAGAGAAGAAUGCUCUUCCUCUGUCAGCACAGAGAAACAGUCGCUGCACUGACUUGCAAGCGCCAUUUGUAGUUAUUUCAUGUUUUAUUUUGAAAAGUCUCAAAGGGAUAUCGAGCCUUUAUUGUGAAAUUUUUUUGGAAAAUAAAUAAACGGAUGGCGGAGUGACACGAUGGUUUUACCGUCGUUGUUGCUGACAAACCAACGCGUAAAAGAGUCUCUUGUCCAUCCAGAGUCUAGAGAACUCUAAGAAGAAAUUACACUACACCAACAAACUUACAGCUUUUGAAUAUCAGAUUGAAAUAGCUUGUUAAUGCUAAUAAGAUAAGCUAUACAUGGCUUUAUUUAAUUAGCACCCUGCCCACACGAAGUCUGUGCUCGAAUUUUGUUAAGCUAAAUUCGAGAAUUUUAUUUGUAUGUUAUCCAAUCUAUGGAUACACUAUGUUAAUCGAGUUAGCUAGAUUUUACCUGCAAACAUAGCGUUUCUACUGUUCAAAUAGGGUUAGGUUUUAUGCUGUGAUUAUUAUACUGUAAUCGCUUCGAGGGACAGUUUAAGCAAACAGUUAUUUGGACUGCUACAUGUCUACUGCAGCCUGUAAGAACCCUUUUGUUGUUGUGACUUUGUCACAGUUUGGCUUUACUUUUACUUUGUGGCUUUAAAGUCACAAAGUAAAAUGUAAAUUUCAAAAGGAAAAGCUGCAGUCAAUACUUGGUGCUCGAGGCCACAUAGGCAACAAACAUAUUGUGUCAGGUAUUGGCAGGCCCAGUGCCUUAACUUCUUAAGUACUGGAUCAUUUGAUGUCAUUAAUAUUAUUAAACUCUUGAUUAAAAUAAUAGUCAAAUGGAGGGAAAUUAAGAUAACAUAGCACAUCAUAAUACAAUAGAUUCGGAAGGAUAAAUUAGUGGAAGAAUCAGUAAUAUGUGGUAUUUUGUACUUUUCUAGGUGUUUAAUAAUUGCCAUGUUCUGUUAUGAGAAUUCAUGAUAAUUACAUAUUCAUUAAUAACUUUCUUCAGAAAUUGGAAAGCAGCUCAGAUUUCUCAGUUCAGUGCUGUCAUAUAUGGUCUUACAUAUCUAAUGAUUAAAAACCAAUAAGCAAGCUUCUGUAAAGCUAUUAAACGAGGGAUGAUAAGGAGUAAAGGGGAAAAAUCACCACAUAUCUAUAUCCUUUUGUCAAAAAUCACAAUAAAGGACCAAAUUACAUAUGUAUGUAGUGUAGCUGAAAAGAAUUGUAAUACCUAAAAUUCUGUCCAGUGAAUGCCUAGUUUUUAUAUAUUUGUUAUUAUCAAACAUUCAUACGUCAUCAGAAUGUAUGAUGACUUUACAAUUACAGAGGAUUAUUGUGUACUCCUGCCUUUUCGGUUGCUUGUUGCUCUGUUUGACAAGUUUUUAAUUGCACACUACUGUGCAAAUGUCUCGAUCUACCCCUCAUUUCAUUUAAAAUCUGCUUCCAAACACCUAAACGUUCUUGUAGUGUAGUUUGUUUGGAAUGGAACAAAAAAGAAGGAGCUUUGAAUGUCCUUCAAGAAGCCUGGAGAACUAUUCUUAGAAGACCACUUAAAGAAAUGAGAAGGAAGCUUGCCUAAGAGUUCAGUUGAAGAAUAAAGGUGCUCAUACCAAAUAUAAAAUGCAUUAAUUGUACAAGAGUACAGGUACAGACUGGUUUUGCCUUAUAUACUGUAUUUCCAUGUGUUUGCUGCACCUACGUCCUAUUUUCCUAACAAAAUAUAAAGAAAUGAGGCGUUGCUUGAGAAUUUUGCACAGUACUGUAGCAUUAACAUGUAUGCAGUGGCAGAUUUACCAACUUGAUAUCAAGUAAACAUGUAAACGUUUUGGUGUUUUGUGUGACUAUCAACGAGAUUAUUGCUGGACUCACUUGUGGUUCAAAGCAGCAGCUUCUUGGGAAAUGAAAGAACUCGUAAAUUACUUUUGCAGUUACCAAAUUUUGUACUUGUGACACUUUGUAUCCAACUUUGAUAUUUAAUCACAUAUCAAAGCUUGAAAUAAUCAUUUUAUCUGUUGUCCAGGAGCAUGUUGUGCCUUAAACUAUAAUUGCAUUGUUGUUUUCAGUCACUCCAAAGUUGUAAUUCAAGUAUUUUCAAAGCCGAAAAAACAUUUCUUCAUCACAAAAGUGGGCAGAAGAGACACAGUCUGCGUAAAUUGAAGUGUUGGUUGUGCCGUGGCAAGCAUUUUGUUAUUUCACCAAAAUUGAAAACAUCAGUAAGGCCAUUGAAAUACCUCUGAAGGAUGCUGCUGGAUUACACAUGUAAUGAUUUUUCUCCUAACUUUGUAUAGGGAAAAGCCUUUGCCUGGAUCAUGACAAAGAGCCAAGGACUGUGACACCAUGAUAAAUCUAAGAUAUAACCAUGACGAAUGAAGCCUAGAUGGUAAACCUGCCAGGUGGUUAUUGAUGUGUGUAGAAGGGAGCAUGUUUCAUUUUUUACCAAACAGCAGGCUAAUGGAUGAGGACUCUAAAGGUUUGGCAAAUGUAUCUCUGGUUAACCUGUCUGAUUCCAGUAAAGGAUGGGACAAAACCACUAAGCACUGACAUAGAAGCAUUUGGGGCCAAUUAACACCACUGAAACGUUAGGCCUAGAGACCAGGGUUAUUUAUCUCAAAACUCAAAGUAAUGGAUAUUAUGCCUGGCCUACUUUAGGUAGUAUUCGGGCAUGCUAAUGAUAGUUGUUUAUCUUAGAGCAGACAUAGUAUUUAAUUUGUGUUUUUUACAACAUUUUGAUAUGUCAUAAUGGGGAAGGCACAGGUGAACUCAGGUUACACUUGCAUGAAACUCAGACUUUACUAAUAUAUGUUUGAUAUCAGCCUUGCUGUUACCACUAAGACAAAAUGUUCUGUUUUUCACACCUUUGCUCAUUUGUUCUCGUUAGUAGUUCUUCUUAUUUUUGAAGGCAAAAACAAGCCAGUACUUGGACAUGUACAACCUUUAUAUUUAGAGACAAUUUAGAUGAGUAAAGAGCUUUACAUACCUGCCAUGUUUAGUUGCAUAGUUGUUUUUUAUUGUUAUUAUGAUUUUUUUUAGUUUGUUAGUGAUUUAUUCCUGUACUUUGUUUUAUUUUUAAAGAUUCAUCUGUGUACAUUUAAUGAAAUUGUUGGUUUCCAAGCACAAGAUCAACCACUUAUGUUGAAUGGACACAAUGCCACAUGUGUAGUAGUCAUUAAACACGUUCACACUGAAGCAGUCAGAUUGUUAAGUAGCAUCUUUUCACAGCAAUUACACCGUGGUAUAAUUAACUUUAAUGAACUAUUAAAGUUUAGCCCAUACAAUAAAUGUGGAGAAA